GAAAACAGACCAAUAGCGACUUGCUCGGAGCCAUAAUUGAAAAGUGGCGCUUUUUUCACAGAAUUCCAAACUGUUCUGUUAAAAAUUCACAACCUCUGAAAGAAUUUGUUGGUCGCUGCCAAACUAUGCCAUCACGAGUGAAGAAAUCAUUUUGCGGAUGUCUCCAAGAUGACGAGCCACCGGAAAUCACGUAUUGCGUUGUGGAACACACGGGUACGCUCACGCUACAAGCAAUGACACCAACCUUGCCAAUGCCAGCAGAGGAGGAGCUGAAUAAAAUGUUUCUCGAACUUGUCGAUGAGUUGGACUUAACUCAAACCAAUCGACAAGCAGUUUUAGCACUUCCAGCUAAUAAAAAGUGGCAAAUAUAUUGCUCCAGGAAAGGUAAUGACACAUUAGACAACGGAGGCUUGCGCACCACUGACCUUAGCGGCGAUCCCGAAGAUUAUAUCAAUAGAUUGAAAACGAUAGCGAAUAAUCCUUUCCCGGAAGAAGAUGAAGAGGUAUCAAAUCAAAUGCGUCAAGCAGAAGCUCUAAAGACUGCCCUGAGGACGCAGCCGCAUAGCUUUGUUCUCAGAUUUAUAGAAUUAGAUGGUUUAAAUGCUUUAUUACAAGUUCUAGAGACUAUGGAUAUUGAAGCAGCUAAUAGUAAUAUCAACACCAGUGUUAUAGGAUGUUUAAAGGCUUUAAUGAAUAAUUCGAAUGGUAGAGCACAUGUGUUAGCGCAUCCGACGGCAAUCAACACAAUAUCACAAUCACUUGCUUCUGAGAAUAUAAAAACAAAAAUCUCUGUCCUAGAAAUUCUCGGUGCAGUUUGUCUAGUGCCAGGCGGUCACCGCAAAGUUUUAGAAGCCAUGUUGCACUUCCAACGAUAUCAUUCCGAAAGAACGCGCUUCCAAUGUAUAAUUAAUGAUCUUGACAAAAAUUUUGGCAUCUAUAAAGACAAUUUAUCCCUGAAAACAGCGAUCAUGUCAUUCAUCAACGCCGUGCUAAAUUAUGGACCUGGCCAAGUAACAUUGGAGUUUAGGCUGCACUUACGAUAUGAGUUACUGAUGCUCGGCAUCCAACCUAUUAUCGAGAAAUUAAGAAAAUACGAAAAUGAGACACUCGAUAGGCAUCUUGAUUUUUUUGAGAUGGUACGAAAUGAAGAUGAGAAAGAGCUCGCCAGAAAGUUCGAAAAGGAACAUGUGGACACUAAAAGUGCUAGCGCCAUGUUUGAUCUUUUGCGACGAAAACUCAGCCAUACUGCUGCUUAUCCUCAUCUUCUUAGUUUACUUGAACAUUGUCUUUUAUUGCCACUGGAUUACGGUUCGCAUCCUCAACAUUGGUUAUUAUUCGAUCGAAUUGUUCAGCAAAUUGUUUUACAGUCUGAAAGCAACGAGGGGUUAGUAAGAAAUUCCGAUGUGGCUCCAAUAGAUAUAAAUGUGAAAGAAAUUGUUCAUCUUCUCGCCAAAGAGGAGGAACUUGUGGCAGCAAGAAAAAAGGCUGAGGAGAUGGAACGCGAAAAUUUGGACAUAUCUACAAAAUUGGCUAAAAAGGAGCAAGAAUUAGAUUUGAGAACUCAAGAAAAAGAAGAUAUGGAAGCAAGUUUAGCAAGGAUCAAAGAACGUCUUGAAAAAGAGACAUCGAUGCACAUAGAGACAAAACAAAAAAUUUCUGAAUUGCAAGAUAACCUUGAGAUAUUAUCGCGACAAGUUAACAACGAAAAAUCAGAAAGGAAACGUCUAGAACAAUUAGUAGCUUCAGGAAGUUUGCCAGACGAUGCAAAAGCUACUUUAAAAAUUGUGGAAGAUGAAGUACUCGAGAAGGUUGAGACCAAACCUACUCCGCCACCACCGCCACCUCCCCCAUUAGCACCUCCGCCACCUCCUUGUUUAAUGCCGGCUGCUCCUCCGCCUAUGAAGAUGGAGAUAAUAAAGAAUGUUCCACAGCCGAGUAAUCCUUUGAAGUCAUUUAACUGGUCCAAAAUACCUGAGCAGAAAUUACAAGGCACGAUAUGGUCAGAAUUGGACGAUUCGAAACUCUAUAACGUAAUGGACCUCGAGUCGAUUGAUAAAAUCUUUUGCGCUUAUCAAAAAAAUGGCGUUUCUACGGAAGGCUCAAUAGAGGAUUUGAGAACAUUAGGAAAGAAUAAGAAGACAAUGUCGGUAAUAGAUUCGAGAAGAGCGCAGAAUUGCACUAUAUUAUUGUCAAAAUUGAAAAUGUCUGAUAAUGAAAUUACUAGAACGAUAUUAUCGAUGGAUCAGCAGAAUAUUUUGCACAUCGAUAUGGUGGAACAGUUGCUAAAGUACAUACCAUCCUCGGAAGAGGCUGCCUUGUUAGAUAUCCAUCAAAAAGAAUUGCAGAACAGGGCUGACUGUUUUUUAUAUCAAAUAUCAAAGGUGCCUCAUUAUGAACAGAGAUUGCGUUCUCUUCAUUACAAAAAGAAAUUCGCAGCUAGCAUUGCGGAAUUGACACCGAGGAUGCGAGCAGUUUUAGAAGCGAGCCGACAAGUAGCCAGAUCAAGGAGACUCAGAAAACUUUUAGAAUUAGUUUUAGCAUUGGGAAAUUACGUGAAUCGUGGAAACGCGCGGGGUAACGCGUGCGGCUUCCGAUUAGCUUCUUUGAAUCGUCUAGUCGAUACAAAAUCUUCUUGUUCCAAGGGUACAACUUUACUACAUUACCUUGUACAAAUUCUUGAAGCCAGAUUUAAAGAAGUCCUAGAAAUCGAAGAAGACAUGCCGCAUGUUAAAACGGCUGCUAAAGUUAGUAUGGCCGAUUUGCAGAAAGAAGUGGCCAACUUGAAAAACGGACUGCAGGAUGUUCAAAGAGAAAUAGAAUUUCAUCGAGGUCAAUCUCAGGUGCUUCAAGGAGAUAUGUUUUUACCAGCAAUGAGAGACUUCCAGGCGCAAGCCACAUGUAGAUUAGCAGAGGCCGAAGACUUAUUUCAAGACAUGAAAACUAGAUUUGAUCGAGCAGUGAGACUAUUUGGUGAAGAUUCGGCUGGUGUUCAACCAGAUGAAUUCUUUGGCAUUUUUGAAAACUUUUUACAAGCCUUAGCUGAAGCAAGACAAGAUGUAGAAAAUAUGAGAAAGAAAAUCGAAGAAGAGGAACGUAGAGCAAAACAAGAACAGGAACUCCGAAAGAGAACGAUAGAGAGGAAGAACUCGCGAGAGGGUAUAUUAAAUAGCAUAUCUUUAAAUAAGAAGAAUGAAGUAAAUAGUAAUGGACAACAGAAUGAUAACAAAGGCGAAUUCGACGACUUGAUAUCUGCUCUUCGAACUGGUGAUGUGUUCGGCGAAGAUAUCGCUAAAUUCAAAAGGUCAAAACGAAGACCUGUUACACCUAGCAAUCAAGAAUCACGUAGGCAUAGUACUCACAAGGAAGAUUCCCGAGAACGUCACUAAAACUCCAAUAGGAUCAAACAGAUCAUUUGUCAGGAUAUAAGUUUUUCACAUACAAAAGAAUUUAUUUAUUAAGAAUUUUACAUAUCGUGUUUCAAUAGCACAUUACACAUUAUAGGGGUGAUCUAAUUACAAAUAUAAAUAACAUUCCAUAAAAUAACUAAAACAAAAUUAAUCUGAGCUAAUGAGA
This is a messenger RNA of Trachymyrmex septentrionalis, 3573 nucleotides long. It is a transcript of the gene DAAM, whose product is annotated as disheveled-associated activator of morphogenesis 1. The record is from RefSeq and is a predicted model, not a curated record. Gene Ontology annotation, molecular function: small GTPase binding; actin binding. NCBI's taxonomy places the organism in Eukaryota, Metazoa, Arthropoda, Insecta, Hymenoptera, Formicidae. The transcript has 12 exons. Bases 126 to 3386 code for a protein of 1086 amino acids. Gene Ontology annotation, biological process: actin cytoskeleton organization; positive regulation of actin filament polymerization.